AUGCUUCGCAUUGUUUUUGUUUUUUUGCUGACGACUGUUGUUUCAAGUUCAGCUUAUCGCCCGGUUGUUCUUAUGCAUGGCAUUAUAUCAAAUGCUGCUGGCAUGGAAGAAUUAGCUGGCUGGAUUCGAACAUCUUUUCCUGGUACGUAUGUUCGAUCAAUAGAAAUUGGUAAUGGUAAAACCGAUUCAUUUUUAAUGCCAAUAAAUAAACAAAUUGAAGAAUUUUGUGGCACUAUUUAUUCGGAUGAUCAGCUUCGUCAAGGUUUUAAUUUACUCGGGUAUUCACAAGGAAGUAUGAUUGUACGUGGUGCAGUUGAAAGAUGUUCCUUACCUGUUUAUAAUCUAAUAACAUUGAGCGGUCUUCAUCAAGGCAUUUUCGGUAUACCAUAUCUUUUACAACUUCCAGAAGAAUAUCGUGAACUAAUUACGAAAUAUGCAUAUGAAUAUCAAGUACAAAAUCUAGUUAGUUCAGCAAACUAUUGGCAUGAUCCUUAUCAAUUAGAUAAAUAUAUAUCUGACUGUAAUUUUCUUCCGGAUAUAAACAAUGAAGGUGAAGCACGAAAUGAAAUCUAUCGUAACAAUAUGCUAAAAUUAAAUGCAUUCGUUAUGACUAUUUCUGAUAUUGAUGAAGUUAUUGUACCAAAAGAAUCAGGUUGGUUUAUGGGUUAUAAACCAAAUUCUCUUGCUGUUGAAACAUGGAAUAAUUCAAGACAAUUUACAGAAGAUCUUAUUGGUUUACGAACAUUAUGGGAACAAGGGAAAAUAUUUACAUUUACUUCACAUGUACGCCAUCAAGAUGUGACACAUGAGCCAAAUCGAGAUUUUAUUCUUGAAAAUAUUUUUCCAUUUUUUAAUAAUACAAUUUCUUAG
This is a messenger RNA of Rotaria socialis, 870 nucleotides long. NCBI's taxonomy places the organism in Eukaryota, Metazoa, Rotifera, Eurotatoria, Philodinida, Philodinidae. The record is from the annotation of a GenBank genome assembly.